AUGGAUAACAACAGUAUGAUAAAAUUAGUGCAAUCAUGCAUUCCUCCUUUAGAUGGCAAUAGUCAUAAAGGUCAAGCCGGUAGGAUAGGAGUUAUUGGAGGUUCAAUGGAAUAUACUGGAGCUCCAUUUUUCGCUGGUAUUAGUGCUUUAAAAGUUGGAGCAGAUUUAGUGCAUAUAUUCUGCACUUCCCCUGCAGCGACAGUUAUUAAGUCAUACAGUCCUGAUCUAAUCGUUCAUCCUCUGUUAGACCAACCAAAUGCUGUAAAUGAAAUAUCACCUUGGUUGGAUAGGUUACAUGCCAUAGUAGUUGGACCAGGACUAGGCAGAGAAACGAAAACAUUUGAAAUAGUUUCAGAACUAAUUAAAACAAUUAAGAGAAGAAACAUACCCCUCAUUGUGGAUGCUGAUGCUUUAUUUUUAAUCACACAUAAUUUGGAAUUGAUCAAAGAUUUUCAAUCACCAGUAAUAUUAACCCCAAACAAAGCUGAAUUUGAAAGGCUGUGUGACAAACUUAAUGGUCAAUCAGGGCUAAAUAAACUGGGAAAAAAUAUUAUAGUCUUAAAAAAAGGGAGUACAGAUGAAGUAUAUUGUGCCAUUAGUAAUGCUCAGUGGAAAUCAAAUGUCGGUGGAUCUGGUCGCAGAUGUGGAGGUCAAGGAGAUAUACUUUCGGGAUCUAUUGCUAUCUUCUUACAUUGGACACUGAGCAAUGUUGACAAAUUAAACCUUACAUAUUCAAUGGAUAAAACAAUUAUUGCAGCGUCACUGUCAUGUUUUGCUGCUUCUUUAUUGGUAAGAACGUGCAAUGAAGAAGCAUUUAAAAUUAAAGGCAGAAGCAUGUUAGCUACUGAUAUGAUUGAAUAUAUACAUACAAGUUUUCAAGAAUUGUAUGGCCAGUAG
This is a messenger RNA of Parnassius apollo (apollo), 897 nucleotides long. NCBI's taxonomy places the organism in Eukaryota, Metazoa, Arthropoda, Insecta, Lepidoptera, Papilionidae. The record is from the annotation of a GenBank genome assembly.